This is a messenger RNA of Macrobrachium nipponense, 488 nucleotides long. RefSeq names its product transmembrane protein 258-like (gene kud). Bases 156 to 398 code for a protein of 80 amino acids. Lineage: Eukaryota; Metazoa; Arthropoda; Malacostraca; Decapoda; Palaemonidae. Gene Ontology annotation, biological process: protein N-linked glycosylation. The record is from RefSeq and is a predicted model, not a curated record. Gene Ontology annotation, cellular component: membrane-bounded organelle. The transcript is spliced from 4 exons.
CCGGGGCCAUAAAGGAACUCACGCGAGAGGAGAGUGGUCCAUCUCUUGUUAGUGUUGUCAGAGAUCUUGCGUAGACAUUCGUGACGUCAUAACCGCUGUCAACGUGCCAUUGGUUACGAGUUACGACGCUGCUGAACGCGAAAGACUACGGCACAAUGAUUGGGAUAGAAUCUAUGUCAAGAUAUGUUUCACCAGUUAAUCCAGCAAUAUAUCCUCAUCUCACCCUUGUGUUGAUGACCAUAGGAGUAUUCUUCACAGCAUGGUUUUUCGUGUAUGAGGUCACAUCAACAAAAUUAACUCGUGAUUUCUUUAAGGAGUGUUUGAUAGCUUUAGUUGCAUCGGUUUUUAUGGGAUUUGGUAUUCUCUUCUUGCUGCUGUGGGUUGGAAUCUAUGUAUGAUGAAUAAGCAUCAGUUCAAGACCACUUUAGUUCAUUACUUCAUUCCAUCACAUUUGUAUUGUAUUUUGAAAUAUAAAACAUGAUAUUGAA